ACCAUCGUCGGCGAGAUCCGCACGGACAACGACCGCCAGACUGCCCGCAUCGUACAGAACCAAGCGGAGCAGACGUCGCGGAUUUUGGCGGACAAUGCCGAGAUCAAAGAGGGGAAGGCGAAGAGCAACACCGACGAGGAGUCGACCCAGCUGGCCCUGAAGGAGGCCGAGGACGCCAAGCUCCAGGAGGCCGAGGAUGCCAAGAUCAAGGAGGCCGAGGACGUCAAGAUCCAGGAGGCCGAGGACGCGAAGAUCAAGGAGGCCGAGGACGCGAAGAUCAAGAAGGCGGAGGCCGCCAAGUGCAAGGAGGCCGAGGACAAGCAGCGCAUGGAAGCCGAGGCCGCCAAGCGCAAGGAGGCCGAGGACAAGCAGCGCCAGGACGCCGAGGCCAAGCAGCGCCAGGAGGCCGAGGCCAAGCAGCGCCAGGAGGCCCAGGCCCAGCAGCGCCAGGAGGCCGAGGCCAAGCAGCGCCAGGAGGCCGAGGACGCUAAGCGCAAGAAGGCCGAGGACACCAAGCACCAGGAGACCGUGACCCCGCCGAGAAAGCCGCAUGCAGAGGUGGCGACGCCGCCGAAGUCGCAGAUCGUGCGACUGCCGUUUGGCGAAGUUCAGGUCGUGGGCGAUGACGGCAAGACGGCGACCAUGAAGAUGUCGUUCAGCAACGGGGGAAACCGCGACCUCUUCGAGUCCCUCGACAAGUGUGUGGAGAAGCUGACGGUCCACACAUGCUCCGGCCCAGGCGCAAAGCAGCAGGAUGUCAUCUGGCAGCGGCCGGCUUGGAAGCCCGCCAACCGUGGCCUUUCUGAUGGCCGUAAUCUCAUCGACUACCGCACGAUGAUUGGCGUGACCUUCUGCGUGAACCCCAAAUUUUUGGAUCCACGCGCCCACUAG
Symbiodinium sp. CCMP2456 is the source of this 891-nucleotide messenger RNA. The record is from the annotation of a GenBank genome assembly. NCBI's taxonomy places the organism in Eukaryota, Dinophyceae, Suessiales, Symbiodiniaceae.